AUGGCUCCGCCUGCUCGCCUUAAUCGGCUCCAAAUGGAGCAAGUUAGGAAUAUUGUCGCUGAGGAAUUCAAUAACGCUUUCAAUGAAUUAAUCCCGGGCGUGACCAAUGACAUAAUCAACCAGGUCAAAGCUCUUCUGGAUGAGCGCCUCGCAGCUAUUCCCGGGGGAGCGUUAUCGGCUCCGCCCGUUCGGGAUUCGGCAUACUACUUUGAGAAGUUCAACAAGUGUAGCCCUCCUCUUUGGAAUGGUGAAUCCGACCCAGUUGCUGCUAAGCAUUGGGUGUCAGAUGUUGAGGGCGCCUUCAUGACUGUUGGGUGUCCGGAUCAGUACAAAGUUGUAAUCGCCAUGAAUCAGCUGCGAAAAAGGGGAAAGACAUGGUGGAACACCAUCACCGCUCUAUUAAACGAGGAAGAAGUGAGGGCCAUGUCUUGGGCCCAAUUUGUGGAGAGGUUCGAGGCACAAUAUGUGCCCAAGGUGGAGCAGCAACGGAUGCAGCAAGAGUUCAUGGCCUUACAGCAAACUACCGAGUCUGUUAGCGACUUGAACGCCAAGUUCUUGGAGAUGCUAUCUUUUUGUCCCUCAUUUGCUGGGAAUGAGGCCUGGUUGGUCAGCCAAUACACUACCAUUCUACGUACCGAGAUUCGGGAAUUCGUUAGCAUGCAGGAGUUCCCGACUUUAUCCGCGAUCAUGGAUGCAGCGAGGAGGAGGGAAAUCGAGUUGCAGACCCAGACCAAGAGGAAGGCCAAUGACACCUCCUCCAAGACAUCCGGAGAUGCCCAGAAAAAGCAAAAGCAGGGUGGUAAGUCAAGGUAUGAGUACAGGCCGUCUUCAAGUCAGGGCGAGAAAAAUCCGUUGAUAUGCUACAACUGUAAAAAGCCAGGGCAUCAUUGGAAGAAUUGUAGGGCUCCCCCUGCGAGUGCAGUUCCUCAGAUUACUUCUGCUGCUCCCGUCUGCUAUCACUGCAACGAGACGGGACACAAGAAGCCCGAAUGUCCGAAGUUGAAGGCUGGUAAAGGAAGCGGGGGUACAAAUCCUGCAAUUGCAUCGUCUUCUAGGGGACCCACUAUGGUGACACGAGGUCGUGCCCACCAGAUGACUGCGGAUGAGCCGGUGAUUACCGCGACAGUGGCAGGCACUUAUUUGCUAGAUUCCGAGCCUGCUGUUGUUAUGUUUGAUAGCGGUGCUACCCAUUCUUUUGUAUCUCGCACGUUUAUUAAUCGUCUGGGGUGUAGUAUCGGAAAAUUGGCUCGCCCAAUGGUUGUCGAAGUUGCCGACAACCGCGCUAUUUAUGUCACCGAUGUCUAUCGGGGUUGCACUCUCGAGUUUUCUGGAGUUGAAUUCCCUAUCGAUCUUAUCCCUAUUGCGAUGCGAGAGCUCUGCGUUAUCGUAGGCAUGGAUUGGCUUGAUGCGUUUGAUGCGGAAAUCCACUGUCGUAAGAAGCAAGUUCGUGUUCGAAACCCUAGAGGUGGAGAACUUAUUAUUCAGGGGGACAUUCCCCGCCUGGCUAUGGCUUCUUGCUCUUCUGCUAUAGCACUAGACGACGUUCCUAUCGUUUCCGACUUCAGCGACGUCUUUCCGGAGGAACUCCCUGGCUUGCCACCUGUUCAGCAAGUGGAAUGUCAAGUCAAGACAAUAAUGGUCUUCCUCUACCUUCUUGAAGAUGAUCUUCCACAUUCUGAUCAAGGCGAAAGUAUAUUCCCUUCUUUGAACAAUGACGGAAAUGGAUAUCAUGCUUCUCCAACUCUUCGUCCUCCUCAUUCAAUGACUCUCCCUAUGUCACGAGUUAAAAUAUACGAAACUACUCAAGCCCUAUUGAGCAAAAGUGAAGCAAAAGUGUUUGAAGGAUCAAACUCUGAAGUUUCCAUGGACAUUGACAAAGGUGGCAAUGGUGAUCCAGAAAACAUUUCUCUUCUCAAUGGAAAGGGAUCGGCCAACGUCCAACUAUUUGAUUGUAUGGUAAAGAGAAAGGCUAGUUAUGAGAUAGUUGCAGGCAAAUUCCCAGUUGCAAAAAUCUGA
Lactuca sativa (garden lettuce) is the source of this 2016-nucleotide messenger RNA. The record is from RefSeq and is a predicted model, not a curated record. Lineage: Eukaryota; Viridiplantae; Streptophyta; Magnoliopsida; Asterales; Asteraceae.